UAACUCCGUUUUGACCAAAAAUGUAGUUACUGCAGUUAGACUUGUAGGACAGAAUAGUGCUGACAUAAUAUUAUCUGUUUUGAUUUGUGUUAGGAAAUAGGAUGGGGUUCAUAUCAGGAUAAAGACAAUUGUGGCUUUUAUUUAGAUAGAUUGUCCUCAUAGACUGUAUAAAAUAGAUUGUCCUGCUAUGUGAACUGGACAUUCCUGUGUAUUACCUGUGGAGAGCAGCACAAGGCUCAGAUGAGUGAAACAGCCUCGGAUAGAGCAGAGGAAGAAGGCUCAGACGUCACAUGGAGCUCUGCAUCCAUCCAGCAGUAGCUGCUCACCACUAAUCACACUACAUUAACACAACUAGCUAUACAAGCUAACACAGCCUGCUACAUCACCCGGACUUCAUUCACCAUACGUCCGGAAUCGCAAAUUUGCCAGAAACAAACGGAGGAUUCACAGACGGUGCAAAACGGGAAACAACAUCACGGUCACUCUCAGAUAUCGUGGCCUCUUCUUGCAUCCAGCUGGCAGCUACUGUGGCUAACUAGCGGAGCUAACGAUAGAAGCUCUGCCUGGGCUAGCGGCAGGCUAGCCAGCUAGCUAGCUAGCUACUAACAUCGCUGACGGUAGUUAGCUAGCUAGCGAGCUGUAGUAACUUGCGUCAUGGAUGAACUAGUCGUGGAAGUGAGGGGAACAAGUGGGGCCUUUUAUAAGGCCUUCGUGAAGGAUGUUCACGAAGGAUCGGUCUCUGUGGCAUUUGAAAACAAUUGGCAGCCAGAGCGCCAAAUCCCAUUCCAGGAUGUGCGUUUUCCUCCUCCAACAGGGUUCUGCAAGGAGAUAAAUGAGAGCGAUGAGGUCGAGGUAUAUUCCAGGGCCAAUGACAAAGAGCCAUGUGGAUGGUGGCUGGCCAAGGUUCGCAUGGUCAAAGGAGAGUUUUACGUAAUAGAGUACGCUGCAUGCGACGCCACAUUAAAUGAGAUAGUGACGCUGGAGCGGUUACGGCCUGUCAACCCGAAUAAACCAGCCACCAAAACCACCUUCAUCAAGAUCCGACUGGACGUACCUGAGGAUCUACGGCAGAUGUGCUCCAAGGAAUCAGCACACAAAGACUAUAAAAAGGCGGUGGGAGCGUUCAGUGUCACCUACGACUCGGAGAAAAAGCAGCUGGUCAUUUUGUCUGUGAAUGAGGUCACAACAAAGCGGGCCAACAUGAUGAGCGACAUGCACUUCAGGAGCCUCCGCACCAAACUGUCGCUCAUGCUGAGGAACGAAGAGGCCAACAGACAACUGGAGAGUUCCAGACAGCUGGCGUCACGGUUUCAUGAACAGUUUGCGGUUCGGGACGAUUUAAUGGGUCUGGCCAUCGGGACGCAUGGGGCCAACAUUCAGCAAGCACGUAAAGUCCCUGGAGUCACCAACAUAGACCUGGACGAGGAAACGUGUACCUUUCACAUAUACGGAGAGGACCAGGAUGCUGUCCGUGUCGCAAGAAGUUUCCUGGAGUUCUCUGAAGAUGUCAUCAAAGUUCCCAGGAACUUAGUAGGGAAGGUGAUCGGCAAAAACGGCAAACUGAUCCAGGAGGUGGUUGAUAAGUCUGGGGUGGUUCGGGUUCGCAUUGAGCCUGAGAAUGACAAAAAGCCCUUAGCAGCAGCAGCAGCGGCAGCAGCAGCGGCAGCAGCAGAUGAGGUCAGUGGGAAAGAAAGACCACACCUUUUUGUUUUACAGUAUCCUGAAGUCAGGCUCCACCCUCAUCCCUCUAAAUCAUCCACCUUUGAUCCCAAUGAUGCGAGACAGUAUCAUUUAAUCUUUCUUUCUCUAUCUAAACCCUCUGUACAGGGGAUGGUGCCAUUUGUUUUUGUGGGGACCAAGGAGAGCAUCUCUAAUGCUACAGUACUGCUGGACUAUCACCUCAACUACCUUAAGGAGGUGGACCAGCUUCGCCUGGAGCGUCUUCAGAUCGACGAGCAGCUGAGGCAGAUAGGAGGGGGAGGGGGAGGAGGAGGGACGGGGCCCCGAAACCUCAAAGACAAAACCUAUGUGUUCGAUAACGGCAUGGGGCUGGGGAUGGGGAGAGGAGCAGGAGGAGGAGGGAAGCCCUACGGAGGAGGAGGAAGAGGUGGCAGAGGGCGACGAGGAGGAGGUGCAGCUUUUGCCUCAGGCACCAACUCAGAAGCAUCCAACGCUUCAGAGACGGAGUCGGACCACAAAGAUGAGCUCAGCGAUUGGUCGCUGGCCCCCACCGAAGAGCUGAUGACAGGAGGCGGGACCCUGCCCAGACGGACAGAUGGGAGAAAGCGAGCAGGUGGAGGAGGACCACGGGGACGAGGGGGGAGAGGACGAGGAGGCGGAGGAUAUAAAGGUGACGACAUGCAGUGGAGCGAGCCAAGACCUCGUCAUGUCCGAGACCCCAAGACAAGAGUGCAGGAGGACACUCUACAGAUCCGUGUGGACGGUAACAACGAGCGCAGCGUGCAGCACUCCUCAGGGGGCCGAGGAGGAGGAGGAGGAGGAGGAGGGCCUUCCUCAUCCCAGGGUGGCAUCAGUGUGGGUGGUGAGGGCCCAGCGCGCCACCACCAUCAGAGACCCAUCAGAGACCGAGGGAUGAAGAAGGACAAACAGGACGCUCCUCCGCUGGUGAACGGAGUGUCGUAGAUCCACCACUGGAGGACCUUCUCACUUAGACCCACACACACUCAGAAAUACACACAGGCAACUCGUCAUAAACCAUCUUAGUCUUUCUCGUUUUUUUUUUCUUUCUCUGUCUCUGUCAAAUACAUGAAUACACAUAUUUCAUCAGCAUGGAAGAGUAGUGAAGUCGUAGACCGGAGGCAAUCUAGUAUCUGCUGGUCUGCUCUGUUGAGGUGUUUGAGUGUGCUGUUCGGGUUUGUUCCUGACUGUUCCACUAUCUCCUGUUCUUCUCUGCAGCGGCGAAUAAAAGAAACAGUACUUUUUAGAUAAAAGGAAACAAGAAGAGAAGGGAUUUGACUAUAGCUCAUCCCUCACAGAGGCAUUAACCCAAAACAUGCUCCCUUACCCAUCAAAGGCAAAAUAUUGUUUGGUGUUGAUUUUUAAAAUCAUCUAAAGUGGAUGAUUUCAUUUUUUUGCCACUGCCCCGUUUGGACUGUCUCACACCAGAAAAAAAAGAAAUGUAAAGAAAAUAAUACAUUUUUGGUGGUCCAAUCCUCCAAAAUCCAACACUUGGGAGUCAGCUGUAACACAGCAUUGCACUUAUAUUAUAACUAUACCGAGUAGAGGUGUCAUUUAGCAUCUUUCAGGUGCAUCGCCAGAGAGACUAUUGAACUUCAUUAAUCAAUUCCAAAAUACAAAAUCUUUUUCACUUCUAUGUAUGGUCACACACAGAGCUUUCAGGCAAGGCAAAGCUGCCUUUGGGAUCAGCAAAGUGAAGAGCAGUUCAAAGUGUUCGUGUGUUGGGAUGGGUGUGCAUGGGCAACGAAAUUGCCAACAAAUGCUUAUCUCAUUGUUUUAAAUCAUUUGUGUUUUGUUUCCUGUUGCCAAGAUAAUUCCUUCAGUUUCUUGGAUUGUCAGACCAAGUAUGACUUCAACAACAUAUAGAUGGGGAACCAUAAAUCUGAGGCACUCUGAUGCAAAUAAAUUGUUAACAAAAACAUUCACAGAAGCAGAGACGCUCACUCCUAAGAGUCUUCAACAGGGUACCAAAUGUCAUGCACUGCUGUUAUAUUUAAAAUUGAUUACCUGUGACAGGACACACGACUAGGGCAAGAGUAACUGGGAAUCCACAGUGACACUGAAGCGUUCAGUCUAUUCACGCCACACCCACUCUGUUCUCUGUGUUCAGAGCAGCUCCUAAUGUCCCCAACAGACAGUGAAGGGUAGAACUCUCUUUACACGGCUGAGUCAUAUCGGAAAUUUACUGUACGAAAUAGUUUUCAAAUAGACUGCAUGAGGAUCGACAACAUGUUUUUUUACAAUCCGGAUUGGCCUUUAAGGAAUCACAAGAAACUAGAUGCAUAAUAGCUACUGUAAAUCUCAACACUCAAUAUAAUUAUUCUAAAUUCAGCAUACAAUGAACAGAAACAGGUAAUAACUGUCUUAUUUAUUCACAAUGGUAUACAGUAGUGAUGUCCCAAUGACGCCUCAUGAACCAUUUUCUUUAUUUUCUGAGCCCACUAGAUGGCGGUCUUGGUUUAUAGGACAAGGUUCAACCAAUGGUGUGCUUUUAGCUCUUGGUUGAACAGAGAGCUCCAUCUAGUGGAGUCAGAAAAUAAAGGAAAUGGUUCGUAAGGCUUCAUUUGCACAUCACGAGUAAACCGUAAUUCUAAAAGAUAUUCAUGACUCAUAACUGAAACCUUUACUGCAGUCAUGAAUAAAAAGCUUUGUGGUACAGUUAAUCCAGAUUUCUGCAGUUGUUCCCAGCAGCACUGGACUUUUUGUUAUAAUUCUCCGGAAGCUCAUUUAUCUCAUUAAUAAUAACCUGUCACCAGGAGCCCACAUCCUAGUACUCACUGAGAGGGCUGAGGCCAUAAACUAGACCUAAUCUCUAGUGAUGUGCCAAUGAAGCCUCAUGAACCAUUUUCUUUAUUUUCUGAGUCCACUAGAUGGAGCUCUAGGUUUAUAGAAAAAGGCUCAAGCAAUGGUAAUUGAAUGUGCUUUAAGCUUGUUGUUAAACAGAGAGCUCCAUCUAGUGGGCUCAGCAAAUAAAGAAAAUAGUUCAUGAGGCUCCAUUGGCACAUCACUACUAAGCUCUAUAGAUAUCGACACAUGAACGCAGCAUCUGUAGGCAUCAGUAUAAGACUCUGGUAUUGGAAGCGUUCUGGUUUGUAGUCUGAGUCUAUUGGCCGUUGACAUUAAAGAGGGCUUCAGUUGAGUGCAGGUACACAGUCUGUGUGGAAAACGACUGAUUGGCCAAAUUGCAAUUUCGUAACACGUCAGCUAUCUGAUGACAACUUAGCUUUUUAUUUAUUUUUUUCCUUUCUGCAUUUAUGUGCAGAUAUGUGUUUACAUAGAUCAGCCAAAACGUCGUCCGGGCCUAAAACAUCUAUACAAGUAUUGAAGUUGUAAAUCAGACUGUAGAGAAAUAUCUAACCCCAGGAAUAUUGGCAGCUGCCCCCAGAGGCUAAACGGACGUUAUGUGGUUGGUUUCGAGGUUAAGCUAGACUUAAUUCGACUAGUUUCACUUACAUUUUAACAAAGGACAGCAGUGAAAUAUUAUGGUAACUUUUGCUUUCAGACAAACCUGAUCAGGUCGCAGGAUUAGGGCGGCAACAUCGUGAAUGUAGAACUGUCACCUGAUAACAUGAGCUUUUCUUUAAUUUAUGAAAACCUUUGUAUUUAACCAUUUUGGUUUGCAGUUGGAAAACCUGUUUGCAGUAUUACUGUAGAAGAAACGUUUCAAUGAGUUAUACCUUGACAAAAUAAAAAUUUGGUGUACGUUUUA
This is a messenger RNA of Centropristis striata (black sea bass), 5407 nucleotides long. It is a transcript of the gene fmr1, whose product is annotated as fragile X messenger ribonucleoprotein 1. Gene Ontology annotation, molecular function: translation regulator activity; mRNA 3'-UTR binding; protein homodimerization activity. Lineage: Eukaryota; Metazoa; Chordata; Actinopteri; Perciformes; Serranidae. The record is from RefSeq and is a predicted model, not a curated record. Gene Ontology annotation, biological process: central nervous system development; DNA damage response; positive regulation of protein phosphorylation. Gene Ontology annotation, cellular component: nucleus; membrane; growth cone.